AGCAUACACACAUACACACUCGCACACAUACACACACACACACACAGACAGUGUGAGAGACAGCCAUGGAAAGGUGGAGAGCGGACUGUUUUCUUUGUUUUUUUUAAACUCUUGCAAAUUCGCAUCCAUGACACCCUCCGCGGUGGCCUGCGCCCCUUCGAAUUCCCGAUGCGCCCGAAAGUGGCGAGAAGAUUUUCACAGGAAAAUUUUGUUCACACUUUUGUAACUGGAGGUCUGGAUCUGACUGUUCUGCAGUGUGCGCUCUACAGGGCGGCAGUGCAUGGACGCCAUGACUAUGAGCAUCAGCAACAAAGGGUGCUACUCGGUGGACCUGGGGGGCAGCUUCACUGAGGAUGCACCCAGACCCCCUGUCCCCGGAGAGGAGGGUGAGCUGGUGUGCACUGAGGGACGCCAGCACAGCAGCAGCCUUGCCUACUCCUCAAAGAACGAGAGUCUCAAAAGCGAGGCCUCGGUUGCGACGCCCAGACGGCCCGACUUGGACCUGGGCUAUGAGCCGGAGGGCAGUGCAUCCCCGACGCCACCCUACCUGAAGUGGGCAGAGUCUCUCCAUUCCCUCCUGGAUGACCAGGAUGGCAUUCACCUGUUUAGGACGUUCCUCAAACAGGAAAAAUGUGCGGAUAUGUUGGACUUUUGGUUUGCGUGCAGUGGCUUUCGCAAGCUCGAGGCUAAUGAGACUAACGAGGAGAAGAAGCUCAAACUGGCAAAAGCGAUCUAUAAGAAAUACAUCCUGGACAGCAAUGGCAUUGUCUCGAGGCAGAUCAAACCACCCACAAAAUGCUUCAUCAAAGACUGCGUGAUGAAGCUCCACAUUGACCCGGCUAUGUUUGACCAGGCUCAGACUGAGAUUCAGUCUAUGAUGGAGGAGAACACCUACCCGUUGUUUCUUAAGUCGGACAUUUAUUUGGAAUAUACUAGGACAGGGGGAGAGAGCCCCAAGCUGUACAGCGACCAAAGCUGCGGCGGCUCUGGGAACGGAAACAUUUUGUCGGGGUACCUUCCAACGUUAAACGAAGACGAGGAAUGGAGGUGCGAUCAAGGGCUGGAGGAGCAGCCCGAGUGCGACCCCAUACCAAGCAACCUGCUCACGCAUAAGUUGCUCAUGGAGAUGGCACCCCAGCGUGCAGCCGGCAGCUCCAGAUUCCAGGACAGUCAUGAGUACAGACAUGCAUCGUGGCGGGAGCCCAUCAACCCGUAUUAUGUCAACAGGGGUUACGCUGUGGCUCCGGCCACCAGCGCCAAUGACAGCGAGCAGCAGAGUAUGUCCAGCGACGCCGACACCCUUUCCCUCACCGACAGCAGUGUAGAUGGGGUUCCACCCUACAGAUACCGCAAACAGCAUCGCCGGGAGAUGCACGAAAGUGCCAAAGCAAAUGGGCGAGUGCCACUACCUCAUAUUCCACGCACAAACCGUAUACCAAAGGAUAUCCAUGUGGAGCCGGGGAGGUUUGCUGCAGAGCUCAUCAGCAGACUGGAAGGCGUUCUGAGAGAGAGGGAGGCUCAGGAGAAGCUGGAGGAGCGACUGAAGAGAGUACGAUUGGAAGAAGAGGGUGAUGACGUUGACAUCUCCACACCCACUUCACUGUCCAGUCACAGGUUCCCCUCCAGUGCUUAUUCCCAGCAUUAUAACGCUCGCUAUGCUGACACAAGCUACAACGGCCUUUUGCUGAGAGAUGCUCAUGAGGAGAACCCCGAGAGCAUCCUGGACGACCACGUCAAAAGAGUCAUGAAGACUCCGGGUUGUCAGUCACCAGGCACAGGCCGCCAUUCCCCCAAGUCGCGCUCCCCGGACGGUCUCUCAGGCGGCAAAGCAAUCGGACACGGGACGCCACUGUUGUCGGGCCAGGGUAAAUAUCCUGUAAGGCAUGGCAUCAAGGGAGAGAUGAGCCACCAGCACCAUCACAAACACCUGCACCACAUCCAUCACAUGGCGGGAGGAAAGCCCAAAGAGCAGAUGGAGAUCGAGGCGGCUGUGAGAGUGCAUGGCGGCUUUCCCUCAGGUGUGGAGCAGAACCAUUACGGGUCAAAGUCUCGCAACUAUGCUGACGGCACGAGCUCCAGUCCAAUGGACCCUGUUGGCUACAGUAGCAAAGGUGGCACACAAUGUAAAAAAGCGUUCAAGAAAGGUGAGGAGCCACGUGCCUAUGAUGGGACGCUGCUUCCAGAGGAGAUGGAGAGAAACCAGAAGAUCCUCAUGUGGAUGAUGGAGGGGGAGAAAGAGACUGUUCGCCACAAGAGGAGCCCAUAUGGCACGACAGGGUCGAAGAAGACCGCCGGCCAUGACGUGUCUCGUCUCAGUUCAGUGGAGCGACCAGGCGCAGUGCACCCAUGGGUCAGUGCUCAGCUGCGGAACAAUGUGCAGCCGUCUCACCCUUUCAUCCAGGACCCCACCAUGCCUCCAAACCCAGCCCCCAACCCCCUCACCCAGCUGGAGGAGGCACGCCGACGGCUUGAGGAGGAGAAGAUUAAGUCUGGAGUCUUGCAACCAAAGCAAAGGUAUGUCAUGGAGGUGAUCCAGAGGGGUCGCACGGCUGUCAGGCCCGCAUUGUUCCCUCCGCUCUGCGUGGUGCCUGCCGUCUCUGACAGUGAGCUCUCCGAGUCCGAGUACAGGGUGGAGCAGCGACCGGGUGGGGUAAUUGGCCAACCUUGUGAGAACAUCACUGUGGCCUACUACUUUUGUGGAGAGCCUAUACCGUAUCGAACGUCUGUCAAAGGAAGGAUUGUCUCACUGGGCCAGUUUAAGGAGCUCCUAACAAAGAAAGGGAACUACAGGUAUUAUUUCAAGAAGGUAAGCGAUGAGUUUGACUGCGGAGUGGUGUUCGAAGAGGUACGUGAAGAUGAUGCUGUCCUCCCCAUCUUUGAGGAGAAGAUCAUCGGGAAAGUUGAAAAAGUUGAUUGAAGAGAAGUUCGAGAAAAGGAGAUGCG
This is a messenger RNA of Lampris incognitus (smalleye Pacific opah), 2943 nucleotides long. It is a transcript of the gene axin1, whose product is annotated as axin 1. The record is from RefSeq and is a predicted model, not a curated record. NCBI's taxonomy places the organism in Eukaryota, Metazoa, Chordata, Actinopteri, Lampriformes, Lampridae. The transcript is spliced from 12 exons. The coding region runs from base 281 to 2917 and encodes 878 amino acids. Gene Ontology annotation, biological process: negative regulation of canonical Wnt signaling pathway.